UGCAACUUGUUAAUGAAAUGAGGGAGGACUGAUUGGUCAUUUUAGAUGGGCCGUCCCAAUCCCAUUGUCUUCGCGCCAGCACAAAAAAUAGGUAUUUCAGUUAAUAUCAUCCUUCUCCUGCCCCUACUUCAAUCCCUUCCCUCGAAAACUCUACACCAAAAGCCUCUCUUGGAACUUUUUACUCUACACAACCGCUACCAUUAGGCACUAGCACCAUUUUGCGCAGCCAUGGCCACCACCGCCACUGGUGCUACAUCAUCACAAAUCCUCCAUCACACGACGGCCUUCACAUCCGCAAUACUUUCACAAUCUGAGCUCCGCCACCACAUUUUCUCCACCCUUCGCCGAAAACUUUCGUCCUCUGGUCAAUUCACACUCAAACCUUUAAACCUCGCUGCUGAAACUCUAGAAAACGCCAUUUCCACCUCUAAUGCCUCCGUCCAAUCCUCCUCUCUACGCCUUGCUCAAAAGCUCCUCUUUUCCCUUACUGAAACUACCUUCUCUUCUUUCCUUCUAUCCCUCAUUUACUCUCUCUCCGACCAACCCACCAAAUCCUCCCUUAGUCUCCUACAAGUUUUCUAUCUUGACCCUUCAUUGGCUAGAUCAGAACUAGCACCUACUCUUUUCGAGGAGCUCUUUCUUGUUCAUUUUCUACCUGUUCUUCAAUGGUUCAACGAACAGAGAUCACUCAUUUUAUCAUCUUUAUCACAAAAUGUGAAUCAUGAUGCUGAUGAUUAUUCGAUAAAUGAUGUAUCAGUGGUUAUUCCAUGCUCGAAAUCAUUAUCAAAAAUGAGUGGCGAUCAAGCUUUAGAGCUGAAAGAUUUAGAAAGAAGUUAUGAAGAUGUUCUUGAUGAGAAUUGCAGGGUUUUUGUUAAGUAUUUCAAAGAGGUUUUGGAAAAUAGUGAUGUAAACAGAUUGAUUAGUCCACCGUCAUCGGUAUUGAAACAAAAAGAGAAAGCUGAAGAGCUAGAUUACCAUAUUGAAGAUAAGAAGAUCAAAACCAAGGAACUUGGAUUGAAAAACGGACGGUAUAAUCCAAUAUGGGCUAAAGGAGAAAGGUCAGCUGAAUCUUAUAGCAGCAGCAAAUCCCAGUCUCCACCAUUUUAUCCUCAGAGAGUCUCUCUAAAUAUCCUGAAAAAGCAAAAUUCAUUGACAACAUCGUCCAAUUUAAAUUUUGAUUCUGAACCGGAGUCUAUUUCUGAGGACAAUUCAGCCAACUCUUGUUCCUCAGAAUCUGAAGCCGAGAUGGAGGGAAACAACAGAGAAAUUGCAUUGUUGGAAUAUGGAAUUGGAAAUAGCCUAACACAAAAACAAAAGCAGCCAAUUUUUGCUGAUUCCAGUCGCUCUCCGGAUUAUCUAAUGGCAGAUAAUCACCCCCCUGGAAGUGGAAAACAUACGCCUCCUAAGGAUUUUGUAUGCCCCAUCACAAGCCAUUUAUUUGAUGAUCCAGUCACCCUUGAGACGGGUCAGACAUAUGAGCGCAGAGCAAUCCAGGAAUGGCUGGAACGAGGAAACUCAACAUGUCCAAUUACCCGCCAGAAUCUACAUAGCACUCAGCUGCCUAAAACAAAUUAUGUACUCAAGAGGCUUAUCGCAAGCUGGCAAGAGAAGAAUGCAGGUCCAGUCCCACAUCAGUCUGAGAAUCAUCAAGAUGUAGAAACCGAGCCAAUGAUCAAGUCAAUAGUUCCCGCAGCAUUUCCUAAUUGUGUUAUAAGCCAAGCGACCAAAGAUAGAACUAUCAGUGAGUUACGCCAAGCGAUGACUAAUCUUUGUAUGUCUGAAAUUCUGAAGGAGUCAGAAAGGGCUGUCCUCCAAAUAGAGAGGUUUUGGCAAGAUAUAAAUAUAGAACCAGAUAUCCUAAUUAUGCUCUCAAAACCUCCAGUAAUCAAUGGACUUGUGGAGAUCCUUUUCAAUUCUGUCGACCUCCAGGUGCUGAAAGCCACUUUUUUUCUCCUGUGUGAACUGGGGUCAAGAGAUAAAGCAGUGAUCAAUACCCUUAUCCGAGUUGACUCUGAUGUAGAACGUAUUGUGGCUCUAUUUAAGGAAGGGUUGGAGGAGGCAGUUGUGCUAAUAUAUCUGUUACGACCUUCAACCACUGGCCUAGUGGAGAUGGAUGUAGUGGAGUCCCUCCUAGCAGUUUUAAAGGAGAGAGACAAUGAUUUGCUUAAAAUGUGUUUGAAGUCAAAAACAGCUUCUGUUCUCUUAUUGCGACAAAUUAUUCAGAGCAAUGAAGAGAAUGUUGCAUCUUCUCUUAUCAGUAGAAUCGUUUGUUCAAAAGUGAUUGAAAGUAUUGUUGGCAGCUUGGAAGCUGAAUGUGCAGCUGAGAGGAUUGCUGCAGUUGGUAUCUUACGAAGAUGCAUACAGGGAGAUGGUAAAUGCAGAAAUAUCAUAGCUGAUAAAGCACAGUUGGCUCCAGUUUUAGAAAGCUUCAUAGGCGCAAGAUAUGAAGAACGAUUUGAGAUAGUUUACUUUUUCUCUGAGUUAGUCAAAUUAAACAGGAGGACAUUCAAUGAGCAAGUUCUCAACAUUAUUAGGGAUGAAGGUGCUUUUAGUACAAUGCACACUCUCCUGGUUUAUUUACAGACAGCACUCCAAGACCAAUGUCCUAUUGUGGCGGGUCUCCUUCUCCAACUUGAUCUCCUGGUUGAGCCAAGAAAGAUGAGUAUAUACCGUGAAGAAGCAAUAGAUACUCUCAUUUCUUGCCUCAGAAAUAAAGAAUUCCCUGCUGCUCAAAUUGCAGCUGCAGAGACAAUUGUAUCACUGCAGGGAAGGUUCACUGGCUCAGGGAAGCCCCUUACACGACCUUUUCUUCUAAAACGUGCCGGACUUGAGAAAAAUUACAGAAAUCUCAUGCGGACAGAGCAGCUACGCAACAAUCCUAGAGACUUUGAAGAUAUAUCUCAGGAAGAAGAGAAGGCAGCUGAUGCUUGGGAAAGACAAAUGGCAUUUGUUUUAGUAAGUCAUGAAUUUGGUCUGCUCUUUGAAGCUUUAGCAGAAGGGUUGAAGAGCAGAUCUGCAGAGCUAUAUUCAGCGUGCUUUGUGGCAGCAACAUGGCUCGUAUACAUGCUCGGUGUUAUUCCAGACACAGGUAUAACAGGAGCAGCCCGAGUCUGCCUAUUCAAGCACUUUAUAUCGAUAUUCAAGUCUGCAAAGGACAUUGAAGACAGAACACUUUCCUUGUUGGCUCUCAAAUGCUUCAUUCAUGACCCUGAAGGACAGCAUGAUCUGACUUCACAUAUGAAGGACAUUUUGAAAGGUCUAAGAGAUCUUAGGAAAUCCUCCCCUCUGGCAAUUGAAAUUAUGAAAUUUCUCUCUGAAGGACAAGAUUGCAGUGCUGACUUGUGGAAUCAUAAAGAAUUAGUUCAAGUAGACUCCAGUGAAAAUGGAGAAGUAUUGUCAAUUGUUAGUUUCAACGACAAACUCUUUUCAGGUCAUUCAGAUGGGACUAUAAAGGUCUGGAGCGGUAGAGGCAGCAUUCUUCAUCUUGUCCAAGAAAUUCGAGAACAUACCAAGGCUGUUACAAGCUUGUAUAUUCUACAAUCUGGGGAAAGAUUAUAUAGUGGUUCACUCGAUAAAACUGCAAGGGUAUGCUCUUGUCCUUCUGCAAGAUUACAUCCACUCCGUCGCCAAACUGAUACAAUUUGUGUGUUAUACGAGCAGGUCUGGUCCAUUAGUAAUGAACAAAUACAUUGUGUACAAGUCCAUGAUAUGAAGGAUCAGGUUCAUAACUUAGUUGUCGCCAACGGCAUUUCAUGCUUCAUUCCCCAAGGAGCUGGUGUCAAGGUUCACGCAUGGAAUGGACAAUCAAAACUAUUGAAUCAAAAUAAAUACAUCAAGUGCUUGGCUCUUGUCCAUGGCAGAUUAUAUUGUGGAUGCCAUGAUAACAGUAUCCAGGAACUUGAUUUGGCAUCAGGAACACUCAGCACCAUUCAAAGUGGUUCUAGAAAAUUACUAGGCAAAGCACAUCCUAUCCAUGCACUCCAGGUUCACAAUGGAGUGAUAUAUUCCGCCAGCACUGCCUUUGAUGGAGUAGCUGUGAAGAUUUGGAGCACUACAAAUUACAAUGUGGUAGGAUCACUGCCAACUACUUCAGAAGUGAGGUCCAUGGCAAUAAGCUCAGAGCUGAUAUACUUGGGAUGCAAAGGAGGAAUUGUGGAAGUUUGGGAUCAGGAAAAACAAACUAGAACUGAAAUACUGCAGAUAGGAACUAGUCGUAAAGUUCUUUGUAUGACUCUGGAUGCUACCGAAGAUAUCUUAUUUGUCGGAACAUCUGAUGGUCGAAUUCAGGCAUGGGGAUUGAAUUAAAAAGCUGAAAAAAAAAGGACAAAGGAUGCUGUAAACUAUGGAGAACACAAUGAUUAUAAAACCAUUUGGAAGCAUAAUAAUUCCACUGAAAAUUUUUUGCUGCCUACAAAAUAAUAGACUUCUUGACUGAUUGAAGAUAUGCUUUGCACCAUUCAAAUAGCCAUCUUUGGAAAAAAGCGUCCACAUUUCAAAUUCAUUUCUUGAAAAUUGUAUAUAAUUAAUCAACCUCAAUCUGAAAUGUUGUUGUCAUUCUAUUACUUUGCACCAAAUUGAAUUGCAGGUUUUGGUGACAAAUAGUAAUUCUUUAACAUUGUACUUAUGUAAAUGAACAAUUAUAAUUAUAAAUUUUAUCUCGAAUCCUUUGCAUUAUUGGAGAAAAUUCUGCAAAAUUUCUAAAACUGACAAUAGACAAAAAUGACAUAUGCUUUGUAAGAUUUAAAUUCAAUUGUCACCGUCAAUAAUUUUCUUUGAUGAGUGACAUGAAGAUAUUAUGUAUUAUGGAA
This is a messenger RNA of Durio zibethinus, 4808 nucleotides long. The record is from RefSeq and is a predicted model, not a curated record. Lineage: Eukaryota; Viridiplantae; Streptophyta; Magnoliopsida; Malvales; Malvaceae.